Messenger RNA from Rattus rattus (black rat), 297 nucleotides. Its product is annotated as secreted seminal-vesicle Ly-6 protein 1-like. Lineage: Eukaryota; Metazoa; Chordata; Mammalia; Rodentia; Muridae. The coding region runs from base 1 to 297 and encodes 98 amino acids. The transcript is spliced from 3 exons. The record is from RefSeq and is a predicted model, not a curated record.
AUGGGAAAGUAUUUGCUGCUCCUGUUGGGCAUCUUUCUGUUGGUGGACUUUCUGCAAGCACUGACAUGUGUCCGCUGUGGAAUGUUGAACUCUUCCAGGGUUUGUGUGACAGGAGAAACCUCCUGUGAGGCUACAAAUAACAGGAAGUGUGCUUUAUGGCUACUCUAUAAAGAUGGCAAAUUCCAACAUGGCUUCCAGGAAUGUCUUGAGACAUGCUACAAUUAUACCAAGACUGACAAAAAUGAGAUAAAGGAAUAUAAAUGUUGUGAUCACCAAAAUUUGUGUAACAAGCUUUAA